AUGGCGAAACAACGAAAGAUACUGAAAGAUUCUCAGAUCGAAGAUAUUCUUGAUGAUCUCAUUUUCGAACAUCUGUUCGAAUCAGAGGAAGAUGAAGAGGACGAGUAUGGAGAAUCACAUUUGGAUUACGUUCCAAGAACAAUAAACGCAAUUUUGAAUGAAAUGCAGGGUAUGUCACAACAACAGUUAUUAAAUAUUUUAGACGAUGAUCCAUGUCAACUUUAUUUAGCGUCACUUGUCAAUGACCUUGAAGAGUUGCGACCUCGUGUUUCGCUGUCUGUAUCAUCCUCUAACUUACCUGCUCAUCCUGAAUUGCUUGCUCCUGCUCACCCUGAAGUGCUUACUCCUGCGGUUGAUGAAGAGAUGCCACCUUAUGAUCCAUUGUCUGCACCAUCAUCGCACUUAUCUGCUCACCCCAAAGUGCUUUCUCCUGCGGUUGAGGAAGAGAUGCCACCUUAUGUUCCAUUGUCUGCACCAUGCUCUAACUUACCCGCUAACCCUGAAGUACUUGCUCUUGGUGUCGGUGAAGAGUUGCCAGCAGGUUUUUCACAGUCUUCACCAAUCAGUAACUUACCUGCUGAUUUGCCAACUUAUGCUGAAUUACAGGCACGGAAUAGAAUGUGGACUACUGAAGUUGAAAAUUUCGAGGAGUACAGUUUUAAUAAGGAAAUGCAACCCACUAAAUCAUAUAACCAUAAAAGUCUCCCUAUUGAAUAUUUUAGUAAUUUGUUCCCAGAUGAGCUUUUUGAAAUGAUCGUCAAAUAUACAAAUAAAUAUGCAGCGUUGAAACAAAGCAAAUUCUGGACAGACACUAAUGUUAAUGAAAUAAAAGCAUUUCUAGCGAUAAUCAUUCUAAUGGGAAUAAGCCCUCAGUCAGAUAUCGAGUUGUAUUGGAGUGCAGAUCCGUUUUAUAAGAACAUAGAAAUAAGUAGCACAAUUAAUUGCAAAAGAUUCAAAAAAAUCCUAGAAAAUUUUCAUGUUUGCGACAUUACAACUCAUUUGCCCAGGGGUCACAAAGACCAUGACAAACUUCAAAAAAUAAGACCACUGCUAACUUAUCUAAACAUGACAUUCCAAGAGAAUGCUACCAACUCGCAAAUCCAGUCAGUGGAUGAAAGUAUGAUUAAAUUUAAAGGCCGUGACUGUAAAAAACAGUAUAUGCCAGCUAAACCCAUCAAGAGAGGGUUCAAGGUGUGGUGUCGAUGUGAUGCAAAAAGUGGUUACCUCUACCAGUGUGAUAUUUAUGCAGGCAAAGACCAAGAACUUAAUGAGGAAGGCUUAGGUUACAGAGUUGUAAUGAAACUAGGAGGAAAUUUACCACCAAAUACACAUUUGGUGUUUGACAAUUUUUUAACCUCUGUAGUUCUUAUGGAAAGUCUUUAUUAUAGAGGAAUUCUGGCUACAGGAACAGUCCGAAUGCUACGUAAAGGUUUUCCUAAAGAAUUGUCUACACGAAAACCUAAAACUCCUGAAGAAAGAAGACUGGUAAAUGAAACAAAAUUGAAUCCUGGAGAGUUUACGUACCGCUUCUGUCAUCCUUGUGCUGUGGUCAAAUGGAAGGAUACCAAAGAUGUGCAUGUUUUGUCGACGGCAGUUAACACAACCAAAGUUGAAGUAAUCCAAAGGACUCAAAAAAACGGGGAAAAGAAAGAUAUGUUCUGUCCAUCUAUAAUUGCAGAAUACACAGGAAGUAUGGGUGGCGUGGACCAUUUCGACCAUUAUCGAAAAACAAAAAGGGGGGUGUUUUUGGGGUUCCAGAUGAAAUUAGAUUGCGGCAAACGGGAUAUCACUAUUUGA
Parnassius apollo (apollo) is the source of this 1797-nucleotide messenger RNA. NCBI's taxonomy places the organism in Eukaryota, Metazoa, Arthropoda, Insecta, Lepidoptera, Papilionidae. The record is from the annotation of a GenBank genome assembly.